UGAAAUUUAAGCGGUGGAAAAGAUCAAACUGAUUUUGACUUAAGUCAGAUCAAAACUGUUGCUGGCGCAAACAAGGAAAAACAUUCUUGGCUCAAGCUUCGACGCUAAUGAACCAACAAACUUGACACUAGCUACGAGGGGGUAAUCGUGGCUAUCAGAUCCUUUUAUUGCAUCGCUUUCAGCCAUUUAGUUUGAAUUACCUUAAGUUAUAAGUUCAGCUGUACGUAAACACAUAUGUUAGUAACUCAUACCACGGACUCUUUAGCAUCCUGUUUAUCUACUUCAAGGAAUUUCACUACGUGAGCUGGAUUAAUUUUUUGAAUUGCGCUGAAGGAAAUUCCAAGUCUUCUUGCGAGAUCUUUCCAGUCUUGUCACUCUCACCAAUGUUGAAGAACUUGCGCACGGUGUUGCAUCUCGCCAUUUCAAACAAGGCAGUAAGAUGAACUCGACAUCAGAGGCAACCGUACAAAACUUGUACCACGACCAGAUGGCAGUCAAAGUAACAAUGACUCUUCUUUAUGUCAUUAUCUUGAUCGUGAGUAUCCUUGGCAAUGCUAUGGUCAUAACAAUCAUUUGCAGGUUUAAACAUUUAAAACGCGUUCCCGGCAAUCUUUUCAUUGUAAAUCUCGCUUUGUGCGAUUUGUUGACCCCGCUGAUUAGCAUUCCACUUGAAAUGGUGUUGGUAGAAAACAACAACACGUGGCCAUUUGGGUCCACCUUGUGCAAGUUGUUUCCAGCAACUGCAACGUUAUUCGCGACUUCUUCAUCUCUUACACUGGCUGCAAUAUCACUGGAUCGAUAUAGAACACUGAUGCAUCCAUUCAAACAGCGUUUGGACACAAGAACUGUCAAGAUACUUAUUGCGUUUGUGCAUUGCUGUUCAGGGAUCUUGGUCGUUCCCCAUUUGAUAACCUCGCGAUUGUCACCAAACUCCACCUGUCAAGAAGUUUGGCCGAACGAAGUACUCUCCAAGAUUUACACAUUUGUUCUGUUUCUUGCUCAAUACGCUCUCCCACUGAUAUUCAUGGCCUUCAUGUACAUCCACGCAGCAUGGAAUCUCUUCGCGACCACGAGCAGAGCACGAUCCUUAUCAGUUUCAUCCGCAUCGUCGAAGGGUAGAAGAAAUGGGUCAUCAAAACCGGCCGACACUGGGCUAAAAGACUCAGAAGAUGGAAGCUCAUUAAGCAGCACCUUAGAAAAACAUUUUAGUCAGCACAGGGAACAUAAUGCUCAAGUUACUAAAGUUUUUGUUUUUAUAGUUGUGGUGUUCGCUUUGUUUACGUUGCCGAUUGAGGUCCUUUGGAUUUGGGGAGACUUUGCUGGAGGGAAAACCCACAGACUCUUCCCAAUUAUUGCCAUCAUCUGUCGUCUCUUCACCUACGCCAAUAGCUGUUUAAAUCCAUUUAUCUUCUACAAGUUUAACCGCCAUUUUCAUCAGGGGUUUGUGGCCUUCUUCAGACAUCCGUCGUCUUGCGGAGAUGAUAACUCAAUGAAACACGACAGCAGUUCUCCCGUUGGAAAUGGAAAGUACACUCCUAUGUGGCUAACACCGCGUGGAUCACUGAGCACGCCAAGGUUCUUGACACCCAGAGGAUCAUUUCAAAGUGCUCCGACACAUUCAGGGAGCUUUUUGGAUCACCAGUCAAAGACAAAUCAUGACUGUAACAAAACGAAAAACAGCUUGGACAUCCCUUCGAUGGACCAACCGAGUGGUAAUUCGAAAGAGAACCAACUCAGUGCAGAUAAACUGGGUUUCCCAGCUUUGAAAAGUGCCUCGGAUCCUUGCAGUUCGAAUGCUAACUGCAAUAUAUCUAUAAACGUUUCCUUUUACGAAAGCGAUCUCACCAUUGCGUUGGACAAGUUAGAUUCUCUCAUAGGUCUUCCCCAGACAGACUGUUAGUUGGGAAAUUCUUCAUAUUUUAUCAUGACACUGAUUUAUCUGAAAAAUCAAACUUUAUGGAGUGACAAGGGUAGGCUAACAGCCGCCUUCCCGAAAUGUACUGUAAAUCUCUUGUAGAGCGGUACAGUCAAAGAAUUGUCCAUGCAGAACUUCAUUUUAUAUCCAUGCAGAACUUAUUUUUUAUGUCCAUGUAGAACUUGCGUCAUUGUGACCUCAAAUAAAACUAACUGAAAAAUAACGAGAGACACGAGUUUUCAAAACAAUUUCCUCAUUAUUUUUUAUUCAAUUUUAUAAACGGUCAUCGAUAUAUGAUAUAUAAUUGUCAAAUGCUCUACAAUUAAACUUCGACCAGCCGAGAAAUUUUACAGAUUUUAUCUUAAGUUAACGUAAUUUAUUAAAAGUUAUAAUGUAUAUCCUGA
Messenger RNA from Stylophora pistillata, 2319 nucleotides. RefSeq names its product neuropeptide FF receptor 1. Gene Ontology annotation, biological process: G protein-coupled receptor signaling pathway. The record is from RefSeq and is a predicted model, not a curated record. Gene Ontology annotation, molecular function: G protein-coupled receptor activity. Gene Ontology annotation, cellular component: plasma membrane. NCBI's taxonomy places the organism in Eukaryota, Metazoa, Cnidaria, Anthozoa, Scleractinia, Pocilloporidae.